Messenger RNA from Racocetra persica, 191 nucleotides. The record is from the annotation of a GenBank genome assembly. NCBI's taxonomy places the organism in Eukaryota, Fungi, Glomeromycota, Glomeromycetes, Diversisporales, Gigasporaceae.
CAAGUGAAGAUGAAUUUGAUAUAGCAGAAUUAUGCUUUUCAAGUAAUGUUGAGACGAAUAUGUUCGAUGAAAUUUUGAACGUUAACAGACAACUGCAAAUGGCAGAAGAAACUAUUGGGUUACCUGGAUCUAAAACUGAAAUUGACAAAUUUAUUGAUUUAGAGGAAGAAUUAUAUCCUCUAACAAAAUGA